AUGGGAAAAUUUGAAUUAAAUUCAGAGGAGAGCGAAAAGGUUUGCCAGUCAUUUUCAAGAUUAAAAAUUCAAGUUAGAGAAAAGGGGUUAUUUAAAGCAGAUAAUAGCUAUUUUGCCAGAAAAUUUAUUGAAGCAAUUGGUCUCAUUUCUUUUUCACUUUUUCUACAAUCUAAAGAACAUUUUGUAUUAUCUGCACUUUUUAUGGGUUUGGCAUGGCAACAAUUGGGGUGGAUGAUACAUGAGAAUCAUUGGUGGAAUGAUUGUUGUGGUUAUGUUUGUGGAAAUUUCCUUCAAGGCUUUUCUCUAGCAGGGUGGAAGAAUCAACAUAAUGUACACCAUGCUGCUACAAAUAUAGACGGUAGAGAUGGAGAUUUGGAUUUACUUCCUUUAUGGGCUACUGUUGGAACACAUUUGAUGAGAUUAGAAGGCAAUUCUUUAUGUGCUCGAUUAAUUCCUUUUCAACACUUAUAUUGGGCUUUUGCACUUCCUUUGCUUCGUCUUUCUUGGCUUUUACAAACUUUACAAUUUGUUUUUAGUAUGCAAUCAAGUUUUUAUAAUGUUGGGAAUUUUUUAAGUUUCAAAAAAAUUUUUUUAAAGAUUUAUAGAGAAAGAGCUUUAAUAGAACAAUUAACAGUUAUUGCUCAUUGGACGUUGGUAUUGACUCAAUAUUAUUUUUUACCUAAUUAUCAGGUUCGUCUUGAAUAUUUUUUAAUUUCACAACUUUUUGCUGGAUUUUUACUAUCACAUGUAGUUACUUACAACCAUUAUUCUACUGACAAAUUUCCACAUAACGACCCAAUUCUAAGUAAUUAUGCUUGUCUUCAACUUUACACAACUCGAAAUAUGAGACCGGGUUUGGUAAUUGAUUGGCUUUGGGGCGGAUUGAAUUAUCAAAUCGAGCAUCAUUUAUUCCCUACAAUGCCUAGACAUAAUCUCAAAAAGGUGAAAGAUUUUAAAUUGAGAAUUUGUUGUUAUUUGUAGACUGCCCCGGACAUUCUCGGAAAUGUUUUUUGUGAUUUUUUUGAUACAGUCGGAGAACAAAAAAUUUGUUGAGAUCGGAUCUCAAACAAAAAUUUCAGUUAUCGAUAAUUGAUAUUUUUCGAGAAAUCUUGAUUCUCGUACGACCAUUCCAGUCCUGUCUUUUCAGGUCUUCUCUAGUUUUCGGUCUUUUCGGGUCUUCUCUCUGUUCUUCUUCUCCUUCCAGUCCGGUCUUUAGUCAAAACCUACAGCCUCAGGGUUCUUGGACAAAAUCUGGA
Molecule: messenger RNA, 1256 nt
Organism: Meloidogyne enterolobii
Lineage: Eukaryota; Metazoa; Nematoda; Chromadorea; Rhabditida; Meloidogynidae
Source: the annotation of a GenBank genome assembly